Messenger RNA from Cydia fagiglandana, 3707 nucleotides. Its product is annotated as ABC transporter G family member 20-like. Gene Ontology annotation, cellular component: plasma membrane. Bases 86 to 772 code for a protein of 228 amino acids. Gene Ontology annotation, molecular function: ABC-type transporter activity. The transcript has 5 exons. The record is from RefSeq and is a predicted model, not a curated record. Lineage: Eukaryota; Metazoa; Arthropoda; Insecta; Lepidoptera; Tortricidae.
UAUUUCUCGUUUCCCAGAUCACCAAAUCUCCAAUUUUUUGAAACUAAAGUUCCACAAGGCAUAUGAAGGUUUCACGAAACGGGCGAUGAAAGCCUGCGGCAGACCCGAGCGCCUGGUGCAGAUUCCAGUGCACUUCAACGAGCCCAUCUACGGGAAGAUGAACGGGCAGUUCGUGGCGUACAUGGCGCCUGGCGUUAUGAUCACAAUAAUCUUCUUCCUGGCGGCCGUGGUAACGUCAACCUUGAUGAUCGGUGACCGUUUGGAAGGAGUGUGGGAACGGAGCGCAGUCGCCGGAGUCCAGCCUAAAGAGAUGCUGCAUGUGCAUAUCGGGAUACAGGCCACCGUUAUUUUAGUACAGACCAUAGAAAUGAUGCUACUCGGCUACGUAGGUUAUGGAUUACCCACCAGAGGUUCCCUGUUCGCCUGUGGCUGCCUACUGUUCCUCCAAGGCCUCAGUGGAAUGUGCUACGGGUUCCUGCUCUCUGUAUGCUGCUCCAGCUACACCAUGUCAUUCUUCAUCGCUACUGGGAGCUUCUACCCCAUGAUCCUGCUAUGCGGAAUCGUCUGGCCCUUGGAAGGCAUGGAGAGGUACCUCCAAUACAUCGCCCUGUGCCUCCCCUUCACUAUCCCCUCGAAAUCCCUCCGUGACAUCAUGGAAAAGGGCGCCACCAUUUUGGAUACCUCCGUGUAUACUGGUUUCCUCAUAACUGUGGCCUGGAUUAUCAUUACUCUGGGCCUGUGUUUCUUAAGGCUGAAGUAUAGAAAGACGUAGUUUAUUGUGUAGUUAGUUAGUUGGGAAUUAUCAGUGUUAAUGUGAAUAUUUUACAAUAGAAAAUAAUAAUGAAAAAGUGCUCCACCAUCUUGGAAAUCUCCGUAUAAACCGGGUUUCUCAUAACCGUGGUGUGGAUUAUCAUUACUCUGGGCCUGUGUUGCCUAUGGCUAAAGUAUAAAAAGACGUAAUUUCUUGUGUAGUUAGUCGGGAGUCAUCUCAUGUGGAUAUUUUGCAGUAUUUUGAAAUCAUGUUUUAUUAAAAUCGUGGAAAUAGGCUCAAAAAUCUUGGAUACCUUGGAUCUAGGUAUAUACGGGGUUUUUCAUCAACGUAACUGGUGUCAUUACCCUCGGCCUGUGUUUCUUAAGGCUGAAGUAUAGGAAGAAGUACUUAAUUUGUGAAAAGUUGGAACUUAUAACAGUUGGAUAAAUUGAUGUACCUAUUUUGAAAUUGCGUUUUAUUAAAAAAUGUUCUGGUGAAAACCUGGUGGAGUAUGUACUCGUAGUACAAUCCAGAGGGACUACCGCGAACCACGUUUGACGUGUUGCCUCCCUGUCACACUUACGUACGAAUUCAUAAGUGCGACAGAGAGACAACACGUCGAAAGGCCUCCAGGACUUUAAUCGCAAAUAGCUUGGACAUUUAUUUAGGGACCUAGAGGUCAAUACCAUUUGAGAAAUACCUAAUAGUAAAAGUCCUUAAUCGUACAGUCGACGCACAAAUAUCUGAACACCGCCUCUAUGUCUAAGUAUUAGCGUGCAUGUUCGUUUAGAUAUUUUUGUGCACCUUGGCCGUCUUUAUACAUAUCGACUGUGUCCACGGUAUAUCGGUGUUACCUAUGAUUUGAAGUGGUAUUAAAAGAGUUAUAAUGACAUUUAAAAAAGACAGUUGUUGCGUCUAAAAGCCAUAAAAAUUGGCUAUUUUACACGGUGUAUUAUAAUAAUAUAGAUUGCCCAAUUUAAUAUGGAGGUAAAAUAGAAAUAAAUAGAUUGCUCAAUAAGGUUAAAAGAUGUAUUAUAAGUUGUGUAUUGUGUUAGGAAUAAAAUAUAAUAAAUAGGCUGUUGAUACAAUUUACUAAGCAGACGGUUUAUACAUUCAUUUUAAAUGUUACAAACCGAUAUCACAAUCUGUUAUAAAAAAAAUAGAGUUUAUAGUUUUUUAACCCUUUCAAUGCCAAGAAGUGAGCACCUUAAUGUGUCGUACCCACAAUGACAAGAACGACUAUACGCGUUAUAGCGUAGGCUGUCAAGUUACCUUCAAGUUUUUAAUUAAAUUGUAUAAUUAUUGUACCAAUGACGGUGGCGUGUGAGUGGUAUUUUUAGAUAAUAACGUUUGGUAAAGAAAGGGUUAAUAAAUAAAACUGGGUGCUGUAUGAAUUUUGUAUGUAAAUAAUAUACAGGGUGUAACCAAAAUACGAAUGAUCCAUUUAAGUGCAUAAUCAGUAAAUCGUAUUUUGAUUAGGAAAAAGUUUAAAAUAUUAACACGUAUUUUCGUUACACCUUGUAUAUUCGUAGGUAAGGGUAGUUAUUGAGCUUAAGCUCUUCGGGUAGCUUGUAUAUAGCUUUUAUGGAAUAAGUUUUAUACGGAUAUAUUUUGUAUGAAUUUGAAUAUAGUUUUUAAAUAUAAUGUUAUAAUUUUGAAAGUGUUGCACAGACAGUAUAUUACUGCCGGUGUCAUAUAUGUAUCUAUACAACUUCUUUAUCUAUUCAAUCUAUACAAUACAUUUUUUACAAAAAAAAGUACCUAUGAUUUUUUUGACAACUUGCUGGGUGGGUAAAAUAGAAAUAUUUCGUUGAUAUAUUUAAUUGUAUGAUGGGGGGGGUGGAAUCAAUAUUUGUCAAUUUUUUUGGAAGUUUAUAACGAAUGUUCUCGAGAAAUAAACCUAUAGUCUGUAUCUUUAGGUAUUUAACUAAAAGUAAACAAACAAUUUGUACUUACAUUUUCGGGUAGUUAUAACAUUGGUUAAUAACCGACCAAUUACAAAACCGCCUGAAUCAGUCACUGAACGACCUGACUUUAACCUACAUUAUUUGAUCGUGUAAUGUUUUCAUCUACCCUCAACUGGUUAACGAGGCAUUUGAGGGUAGAUUUUGUUUACUUUUAUUUAAAUACCUAAAGAUACAGAGUAUAACUAAAAAACUGAAAGACCAGGAUAAACUUUAACCCUUUGACGCGCCAUGGACACCUAAAGUCAUCAUGAGGCGUAAUUUAUAGCUGCCGAGUAAAACAAGGUGAUUGGUACAUCGUUUGCCAAAUUGAAACGGCAGAUAGGUUGAGUCAUGUGCUAUCUUCUCAUGCCUGGAAAAUCGAAAUUGGCCAUGGUUUUUUUUACUACUACGCAAGUAAAAAUUUGAAAUUUACUAUAAACUGGCAUAGAAGUGAAAAAAAAAAAUGUGCGCCAAAUUAAAAAUUUCUAGGCCUGAGAAGAUAGCAAAUCAACCUAUCUGCCGUUUUAAUUUGGCAAACGAUGUACCAAACAUCCUGUAUUAUGCUUUCAAAUAAGGAUUAUUCUGAUGAAGGUUCAUACCGAUGAUCUUGGCGUGUAAGUGACGUUGUUCGGUAUGAUGCAUGGCAUUCAAAGGGUUAAUAUUCUAGAGACCAUGGAAACAAAUUCCUAAGUGACGUAAACCCAUAUACUCUGGAAAUCCAACCUUUUCAGUAGAAAAAGGCGCGAAAUUCAAAUUUGUAUGGGGUUCGACCUUCGUGUCUACAUUUUGCAGCCGCCUUUUUUUACUGACAGCUGGCUUUUGCCAAAGUAUAUUAUGGUUUGAUGGUAUUCAUAAAUAAAUGUGUAUUUAGUUAUUACAAUGUAAAAUAUAGAAAAUUUUGUUAUUGAAAAUGUAUAGGUAGUAAAACAUACAUAUUGCCGUAAUUAUAGCAUUUUGUGAUACAAAUGUGAUUUGUGAGGGUAUUUAUGAAUAAAAAUAUUCAACUUUAA